AUGGACAUUGAUCCAAUACAUUUUCGCAUAGGAAACGGUGAAUUCGUGCAUGCCACAAAGGCUAUAAAUAUUGAGCUUCUUAUCCAAGGUCAUAAGCUCCGCAUUCAUGCUGUUGUUGCAGACAACCUUACCGGACCAGAUUUGCUUUUGGGUGCUCGGACCCUGUCGGAAUUGAAUGGUACACUUGACUUUUCAACCAGUACCUUAACUGUCAGACCCAGGCGUAUCCAGUUCACCCCUGUACAGACAGUGACUUUGAGACCAGGUCAGACUAGGAGUAUUGUAGUCAAAGGCAAAGUUCCUAAGUUGCUCAAGCAUACUGAGGUUUUGCUGCAGCCUACCGAGCAGUUCAGCAAAUAUUGUCCAUCAUACAUGUUGGUAAAGCUCAGGAAAAGUGCAGCCAUUAUCCGGGUUACGAACAAUUCCAAGAAAAAUGUCACUUUCCGUGAUAAUCUUCCUGUUGCGUUUACUGAUUUGUCAGAUCAUAUUCAUGCCACCCACUUGGUCCCUCGUGGCUCUUUGAAUAAUGGGGUCACACGCGAACAGUGCGUAUCUGACCUUCAUUAUAAAAAUCUGCUUACGUACCCUCACCUGGAUAUUGAUGAUCCCAUCUCCAAGUUGUCACCCCAGGAUAUAAUUGAGCAGCAAAUCUCGCUGCAAGGUAGCACUCUUAGUGCGGAUGAGAAGCAGCACUUGUAUGAGCUUCUUCUACGGAACAAAGAGGCAUUCAGCCUAUACGGCGAAAUUGGCACGUGCCCCAAUUUUGAAGUGGACAUCCAAUUGAAGGAUGACAGUCCAUUUUUCGUCCGCCCGUAUCCUAUCCCAGAGAAAAAUCGCAAGCAAAUUGACAAAGAGUUCAAUAAGCUGGUAAAUCUUGGUAUCUUGAAGAAAGGCUGUUCUGCCUACAGCAGCCCGGUCAUGCUGAUUGGCAAAAAGGGUACAACUGACAAGAGGAUAAUCAGUGAUUUCAGGUAUUUGAAUAGUCGUUGCAAAACUGUCAAUCAAAAUUUUGUCAGCCUACAAAGUGUUCUAGCUCGUUUAGGUCGUUCAAACUGUAAAGUUGAGCUCAAAAGCGCUUUUCACAGUCUGCCCCUCAUACCUAAUCAAGCUGAACUGAACAAAGUGCUAAAAGUCAUCAAGCGUAAGGUCAUUCGGGAUUACAAUUUGCCAUUUGACGGUCAACAGUUUCGCAUUGCCCAACAGACGUCACCAUUCUUCUUCCGUUGA
Lineus longissimus is the source of this 1227-nucleotide messenger RNA. RefSeq lists its product as uncharacterized. Bases 1 to 1227 code for a protein of 408 amino acids. The record is from RefSeq and is a predicted model, not a curated record. The transcript has a single exon. Lineage: Eukaryota; Metazoa; Nemertea; Pilidiophora; Heteronemertea; Lineidae.